Messenger RNA from Tarenaya hassleriana, 3333 nucleotides. RefSeq names its product calmodulin-binding transcription activator 3. The transcript has 15 exons. Gene Ontology annotation, molecular function: transcription coregulator activity; protein binding; double-stranded DNA binding. Gene Ontology annotation, biological process: regulation of transcription by RNA polymerase II. The record is from RefSeq and is a predicted model, not a curated record. The coding region runs from base 54 to 3206 and encodes 1050 amino acids. Gene Ontology annotation, cellular component: nucleus. Lineage: Eukaryota; Viridiplantae; Streptophyta; Magnoliopsida; Brassicales; Cleomaceae.
CGAAUUGACCAAAAAUUCAAUUCCGACGGCCCCUUCUCUCUCUAUGGGAUGAUAUGGCGGAAGCGAGGCGAAGUAGCGCGAUCAAUCGAUUAGAUAUGGACCAAAUACUCUUAGAAGCACAGAAUCGAUGGCUACGCCCCCCUGAAAUCUGUGAAAUUCUUCGAAAUUAUCAAAGAUUUCAAAUUUCUACAGAGGCACCCACUAGGCCACCGAGUGGCUCGCUCUUUCUGUUUAACCGAAAAGAGCUCAGAUUCUUCAGAAAAGAUGGCCACAAUUGGAGGAAGAAAAAGGAUGGAAAGACUGUGAAGGAAGCUCAUGAGAGGUUGAAGGCAGGAAGCAUUGACGUUCUGCACUGCUACUAUGCGCAUGGGGAAGAUAAUGAAAAUUUACAGAGACGUAGUUAUUGGAUGCUUGAGGAGGAGCUCUCUCACAUAGUUUUUGUCCACUAUCUGGAAGUUAAGGGGAGCAGGGUUUCCACUUCCUUUAACGGGGUCCAGAGGACUGAAGAUGCAUCUCGGUGCUCUCCAGAAACUGGGGAUGCCUUGUCCAAUGAAUUUGAUGGUUGUGCUUCUUGCAGCAUUAAUCAAAAUUAUCACAGCAUGUAUUCACAGACUACUGACACAGCGAGUGUCAGUGGUGUUCAGACAUCAGAUUAUGAGGAUGCCGAAUCAGCAUACAAUCACCAUGCAAACUCAAAAAUUCUCUCACAACAAGAUCUACAGCCGCCUGGAACUGAAGAAGCCCUUGCGGGAUUCGAUCCUUACUAUCAGACGUCUCUUCCAGUCAGGGACAAUUAUCAGAAAGGAUUUCUCGCAAUGCCUGGACCCAAUUCUUCCAUUAUGGUUGACAAAAACAAAGAAAAUAACUGUGUUGGAUUGACAAGUGGAUCCAGAAAGUCCAUUGAUUCCCAAACCUGGGAGGAGAUUUUGGGAAAUUGUGGUUCUGGAUUUGAGGUGUUACCUUUUCAAGCUCCAUACACCUCAGUGGAACCUACUAAUGCCAGAGAUGGUAUUUCUAAACAGGAGCAUGACAUACUAGAUCAGUUGCUCCAUAAUUUCACCUUUGCCACACAAGAUUUUGCCAGCCAACAGGAUCCCAUGGAGAAAUGCCAGGCUCGAAUUUUAAAUUCGGAUUUUACAUCUGUUCAUACUUCAAGGUUCCAUGGACAAGAUCUAGAAGCUAUGCAUAAUCCGGCUGCAAAUGGAAAUGCCCCUUACUCGUCAGUUAUAACAAAGCAUCUGUUUGAUGGUCCACUUGAUGAUAAAGGUCUGAAGAAAAUGGAUAGUUUCAACCGCUGGAUGAGCAGAGAACUGGGUGAUGUUGAUGAUCUCGCCAGUGCAAAUGAUUCUUUUACUCAUUCACGCUCCAGAACCUACUGGGACGAAAUCGAAACUGAGAAUGGGGCCAAUACUCCCAAUUCUCGAAGGGAUUUGGAUGGAUAUGCUAUUAGUCCUUCCCUCUCACAGGAACAGCUAUUUAGCAUCAUUGACUUUUCGCCUAGCUGGACUUAUGCGGGUCAUGAAGUGAAGGUCCUGGUCACUGGAAGAUUCUUAAAGGCUCAAGAAGAUUUUCAAAAUUUCAAGUGGUCUUGCAUGUUCGGGCAGUUUGAAGUUCCAGCAGAGGUUAUAGCUGAUGGUGUUCUCCGAUGCAUUGCCCCCAUGCAUGAGGUUGCCAGGGUUCCCUUUUACAUAACAUGUUCCAAUAGGCUAGCAUGCAGUGAAGUGCGUGAAUUUGAGUUUAGGGUUGGUCACGCUCCAGCUAUGGACAGAGGAAGAGAUGACUCUACUCACAUUUCUAUUGAAAAUCUUCAGGCGAGAUUUGUCAAACUGUUGUGUUCAAAGUCUGUCUGCCCAACUUCUGUUGCCAGCACUGACAGUGAUUUGUCCCAUGUGAACAAGAAGAUUAGUUCACUUCUUGUGGAGAACACCAAUGACUUGGAUCAAAUGUUAACAGUUAGUGAUUCAGGGAAUGUGCUCUCCUCUGAAAAGAUGAAAAACCAACUCAUAGAAAAGUUGCUGAAAGAAAAAUUGCACUCCUGGCUCUUGGUAAAGGUAGCAGAACGUGGCAAAGGCCCGAGUGUGUUGGAUGAGAGUGGCCAAGGUGUGCUACACUUUGCUGCUGCUCUAGGUUAUGACUGGGCCUUAGAACCAACAGUUAUUGCUGGUGUAAGUGUCAAUUUUCGUGACGUCAAUGGAUGGACUGCACUUCAUUGGGCUGCUUUCUUUGGCAGGGAGCACACUGUUGGUUCCCUCAUAGCUCUUGGAGCUGACCCUGGAGCUGUGACUGAUCCAACUCCUGUUUACCCAUCAGGCUGCUCAACUUCAGACUUGGCGUAUGCUAAUGGUCACAAAGGGAUUGCUGGUUAUCUCGCGGAAUCUGCUUUAGAGGCUCAUCUUUCUUUGCUCAGUCUAACUGACCAAUUGGGGGAUGGUGGAAAAGCAUCUCCAGCAAGAACAGCUGCUGAUUCAGCUCCUGGAAAAUCUAGCUCAUCGAUGACAGAUUCAUUGGCAGCUGUUUCAAAGGCCACUCAGGCAGCAGCUCGUAUUCAUCAGGUUUUCAGGGUGCAGUCUUUCCAGAGAAAGCAGAUGAAAGAAUUUGGGGGUAAUAAUAAAUUUGGAAUGUCCAAUGAGCAUGCUUUAUCGUUAGUUACUCUUAAGGCAAACAAGGCAGGGAGAUAUACCGAUGAUUCUGUAUAUGCCGCUGCUACUCGGAUUCAGAACAAGUUCCGCAGCUACAAGGGUAGAAAGGACUACUUGAUAACUAGACAGAGGAUAAUCAAAAUUCAGGCACACGUGAGAGGCUAUCAGGUCAGGAAAAACUACAGAAAGAUAAUUUGGUCUGUAGGGAUAUUGGAGAAGGUCAUAUUGCGAUGGAGACGAAAAGGAUCUGGUCUGAGGGGGUUCAAGCCGGAGGCACUAACCGAUAGAAUGCAAGACAUAUCUGAAAACGAAGAUGAUGAUGAUGAUUUUUUCAAAAAGGGUAGAAAGCAAACGGAGGAACGGCUGCAUAAGGCUCUAGCCCGAGUCAAAUCCAUGGCUCAGUAUCCCGAAGCUAGAGAUCAGUAUCGAAGGCUGCUGAAUGUUGUUAAUGAAAUCCAGGAAAGCAAGAUUAAGGCUCUUGCAAUAUCUGAAGAAACAAGUUACAUUGAUGAUGAUGACCUGAUCGAUCUUGAUGCCUUGUUGGAUGAUACACCGAUGUCCUUCUAAAGACAGAUGGAUCAAGACCCAAAUCUUUUUUUCUUUUUUUAUGGAAUUAGUAGAUGAAUUCACCAUAAUAACUCAACCGACAUUUUAUCCUUAGAUUCUUAGAUUCUUACAUUAUGAAUGUUCAUUA